UAGACCCGCUCGACAUCCAUUGCUUUCCUCCUCUCCAAGGUUCUAAUAGUCAUCAUUGUCACCGAUGUCCCACUGGGUGUGAGUUUUCCUUGCCCUUGUGUGGGCCUACCGAGGAUGUCGUAGUGGUUUGUGCAGCCCUUUGAGACACUAGUGAUUUAGGGCUAUAUAAGUAAACAUUGAUUGAUUGAUUGAAAACUACCAUGAAAGUGCUACCUCUAAAAAGACUGAAGUCCCGCCAUACAUAAAAGAGCUGCUCAGUUCGAUCACUGAAGACCUGUCUGCAAAGCAUGGCUUGGAAGCAGGAGUGGGAGUCCGCCGGGCCCACAAGUGCCCACUGUUUCACCCAGGACCCUGUAGCAGCAUUAAAGGAGAGGAAGUGCCACACCGGCAAUGGACUCUGAUGAACCGCAUGCCAACUGUGGUCGGCUGCUUUACAUCAUCUUUGAGGUAGUGGUGGCCUGGCAAACAGAGCAUCAUGUGAGUUUGGGGGGCCGAAGCAGACCGCUCACCACAUAAUCACCGCUUUCCCCCUUUAGAAACCACCUUUGGAGGUCGGUCUCUUCGAUGUGGGACCUGAGAAAAGGCGUGGCUAUACGUCACUGAGCUGGACAUCUGAUGAUGACACACGGAAGAAGAAGAAGGGAGGGCUCCGUCAUUCAUCCCUCAGAGGAGCGGCGCCUCUCUGCCAUGUCAGACGGACGCGGACGGUGCCUGGAAGCGAUGUGAGGGAUCCACGGGAGUGAGCACUUUCAUGUCUCUCCCGCUCAACCCCACUGCGAGCUUCUCCUGUUUAGGAUGCGUCCUCCUCUCCUCCGCGGCGCGGUGACCUCGGUCUGCCUGUCCGUCCUAGCGCUCCUCCGCUGGGCUCAGCCUGCUGCCGUGCACCGCGGAGAAAACAGUUCACUGCACAGUUAUGAGCUCACCAAUCCAAUAUGGUUGCAUGCUCACGGACACAGCAGAGAGCAUCCUGCGGAGACCCAAGUCGUCAUCUCAGCCGAGGGCCAGGAUCUCAAGCUGCACCUGGAGAGAAACGAGCAGCUGUUGAGCCCUGAAUAUCAGGAAGUAUGGUACACUCCAGAUGGAAGACGCAGGUCCUCCACCCCUGUCAACAUGAAUCACUGCUUGUACCAUGGAGAGGUUUUGGGUGUUGAAGGUUCCAGUGUCGCGGUCAGUACUUGCUCAGGUCUCAGGGGAAUAAUUUCUCUAAACACAAGCGUCAGCUACCUCAUUGAGCCCGUCUCCACGGAUACGCCUCAGCACGCUGUUUUCCGAGCAGAGAGCCUCACUCUACCUCCAAGUAACUGCCUGCAGCAUCACAACAUCAAGGACCAGCUUGAAAACUUCCUCCAUGGAAUGACAUCACAACAGAGGUUCAGGGAAAGAAGAGACCUGAGUCGGAAUAUGAAAUAUGUGGAGCUGUUGCUGGUAGCAGACAAAGCUGCGUUUGUCAAGCAUGGGAGUAGUCUCGAGAACACCAAACUGAAAUUACUGGAAGCUGCCAAUUUGGUGGACAAGUACUACAAGGCUUUGCGUAUCCGUGUGGCCCUGAUUGGUCUGGAGGUGUGGACCAGCCAGGACAUGAUCGCCAUAUCCGACAAUCCUCACAGCACCCUGGCGGCGUUCCUGUCCUGGAGACGCAAGCAGCUCAACGCGCUCCCCAACGACAACGCUCAACUCAUCACGGGGAGCUCCUUCCAGGAUACCACCAUCGGACUGGCACCCCUCAGAGCCAUGUGCUCAGAAUACCAAUCUGGGGGAGUAAACACAGACCACUCGGAGUCAGCUGUUGGGGUCGCUGCCACCAUGGCGCACGAAAUAGGCCAUAACUUUGGAAUGAGUCAUGACAGCGUUGGAUGCUGCCAGGCCAAAGAUGAGGACGGGGGUUGCAUCAUGGCAGCUGCUACUGGACACCCUUUCCCAAGCGUGUUUAACGCUUGCAACAUGCGGGAGCUGAAGAGCUACCUAAGCUCAGGAGGAGGCAAGUGUCUGUUCAACGUACCUAACACCAGAUCCAUGUACGGAGGGCAGCGCUGUGGCAACGGCUACCUGGAGGAUGGCGAGGAAUGUGACUGUGGCGAGGAGGAGGAGUGUACCAGUCCCUGCUGUAACGCAAACAACUGCACUUUAAAAGCCGGAGCCGAGUGCGCUCAUGGCGUCUGCUGCCAUGACUGCAAGCUGAAGAGUCCCGGGGUGCUGUGUCGCGCCCCAUCUGGUCAGUGUGACCUGCCAGAGUACUGUGACGGAAAGGCGGAAUCUUGUCCUGCAAACUUUUAUUUGGUGGAUGGGACGUCAUGUGCAGACGGGAAGGCUUACUGCUACACUGGCAUGUGUCUCACACUGGAGCAACAGUGCCGCUCGCUGUGGGGACGAGAUGGCCGUCCAGCUCCUGACGUGUGUUUUAAGAAGGUCAACGAGGCAGGAGACAUGUAUGGGAACUGUGGCAAAGAUCUCUUUGGGAAGUACAGGAGCUGUAAGGACAUAGACGCCAAAUGCGGGAAGAUCCAAUGUUUGUCCUCAGCAUCCAAGCCGAUAGAGAGCAAUGCGGUGCGCAUUGAGACCACCGUGAGUGUGGGCAACAAGAGGGUGCAUUGCAUGGGGACACACGUCUACAUGCCUGGUCAGAGAGACGAGGAGGCGCAGGGAGACACUUUGGACCCAGGCCUCGUCAUGACGGGAACUAAAUGUGGUGACGACUCGAUUUGCUUCAAUGGAGAAUGCCGGAACGCAUCUUUCCUCAGGGCUGAUGACUGCAAUGCUAAAUGUAACGGACACGGGCUGUGUAACAACAACCACAACUGCCACUGUGAGAGUGGCUGGGCUCCUCCUCUGUGUGUCCAGAGGGGGGCGGGAGGUAGUGUGGACAGUGGACCUGUCAUCGGUCACAGCCACCUUCUUCUCAUCCUGCUGGUCCUUCCUCUGGUUAUUUUCCCUCUGCUGGCUGUUGGACUGUGGUGCUGCCACAAACAUAAACUGCAUCCCCUUAAGAGCUCAUCACCAGCACCUGUACCAAGUUGUUCGGUGCCUGUGGAAGCCAGACCUCUGCACGCCGAGGUCCAUGUGAACGGUCACGCCAACCCCACAUUCCUGUUGAAGAAGCAAGACUCAGGCCGGCAGGUUUAUUCACUGCGCUCCAAACACGCUAUGACGCGUCCUGCGGUGAAACCACCACCUGUACCGCUUCAGAAGCGAAAGCCUCCCGCACCCCCAGGACCUGCACCGGCCUCACCUACUGAACCCCGACCAGAACCACCUAACAGACCUCCACCGCCUUGUCCUCAACCAAGCGGCCAACCGGUCACCCUUAAUGCAUUGCUAAGGGGGAAAGCUGCUUUGGCGCCCUCUGCCGGACAUAAAAAUGCAAACAGAUCUUGAAUCUCAGGAAGAUGUCAGGGACCAAGUCAUCACUUAAAAAAAACAUACUUUACUUGACACUCGACCUGUGGACUGCAUUUGAUUUAUACAGCAGCUCAGCGAGGAAAAUGUGAAUUCUUUGAAAAUCUGGAGUAUUUAUGCCCAAAACAAAAUGAAUGUUUACAGUAACUAAUAAACAUGGUGCUUCUGGAAGAAAGAGCAUCAGCUGUAAAUGAAUAUCUUAUAUUAAGAAAAUAACGCUGAAGUGCUUAUUAUUAUUCUUUGGUGGGAUUAGAACUGGACCUACCUGUAGUUAGUUAGGUGAUACAAAAAGCACGGGGCAGAAAUGUAGCAUUUUUUUUUUUAAGUUGCUUUUUUACAUCUUAAUUUCAAAGUAAUCAAUUAGUAUAUUUCUAAUACAUACAAUUCCUAUUACAUUUUCAUAUAUAUAAAUACAUGUUGCUUUUUUUUAUUUAUUUGUACAAUAGAAUUGAUUGUAGGCAACGCAACGUGAAAGCUUUGUCGGAAUUCUCGGUACUAUUAAAACUUUGGAAAGUAAUUGAUGUUGUAUCGUAAGUAAUAUGAAAAUAUUGAUGCUGCCAAAUGCCAUCUUUCUCCAAAUAACUUCUAUGCAAACUCAGGCUCUGUCACUUCAUUUUUUUUUUUUUUUUCCUGAAAUUCAAUAAAGCAGAUCAUGUUUUGCUUUUCAA
Nerophis ophidion (straightnose pipefish) is the source of this 4061-nucleotide messenger RNA. It is a transcript of the gene adam19b, whose product is annotated as ADAM metallopeptidase domain 19b. The transcript has 24 exons. The coding region runs from base 796 to 3372 and encodes 858 amino acids. Gene Ontology annotation, biological process: membrane protein ectodomain proteolysis. Lineage: Eukaryota; Metazoa; Chordata; Actinopteri; Syngnathiformes; Syngnathidae. Gene Ontology annotation, molecular function: metalloendopeptidase activity. The record is from RefSeq and is a predicted model, not a curated record.